CAGCUGUAGUCUCGCGAUACUGUGCUGCACGCAGUGAGAUUUGGUGUCUUUGUGUGGAGCGCAGAGAAGCUAACAGCUAAACAAGAAACUGCUGUUUAAUUGCAGGUUUGUUAGCUUAGCAUCAGCACAACAUCUAUUCUCGGAUCGAUAUUAAAGAGGCAGACUGCCACUCACCUGUCCGCCCCCGAUACAGACGCAGUGAAACACCUAAUUCAUCUUCAUGGCGCUGAGACGAGGACACAUCAGGUACCUGAAGGUGUGUGAAGUUCAGACAUCUCAGAGUGAUGUCAGAGAUGGUCAACACGCCGCCAAAGGAUCCGUUGGAAAGGAGCUGUAUGACAACGGCUACAGCGAGCAGAUGAUGGAGGACGAUGACUCCAGAACCAACCUGAUCGUUAACUACCUGCCGCAGAGCAUGAGCCAGGACGAGCUGCGCAGUCUGUUCAGCAGCGUCGGCGACGUCGAGUCCGCCAAACUCAUCCGGGACAAAGUGGCAGGUAACUACUACUGCAGACCGGGACCGGUACCGGUACCACAACACCAAACCUCCACCACAGCACAACGUCAACGGCCCGAGCUGCAACCGCUUCACACGCACAUUCAAAAGUACCGCAGCAUUACUCCUGCGUACUACUGUAGUACUACACUCUAACAGUACUGCAGUACUACAGUGGUAGUACUACUACACUCUAACAGUACUACAGUACUACCACAGUAGUACAGUACACUAUCACAGUACUACAGUACUACCACUGUAGUACUACUACACACUAACAGUACUGUAGUACUACUUUAUGUGCUUAGUGCUAAAGCUGCUAGUGCCUAUAAAUACCACAGUAUGACUGAGCUAUAGGACGUAUGAGUAGAACUACUGUAAGGACAUGUUGUACUACAGUACUAAUACUGCAAGUGAACCUGAUAGAGGGUUAGUACUACCUGCAGUAGUAGUAUCAGUAGUAUUAUUAUUAGUAUUAGUAUCAGUAGUAGUAGUAGUAUUAUUAGUAUUAGUAGUAGUAGUAUUAGUAUCAG
This is a messenger RNA of Morone saxatilis (striped sea-bass), 1029 nucleotides long. RefSeq names its product sex-lethal homolog. The transcript is spliced from 4 exons. Lineage: Eukaryota; Metazoa; Chordata; Actinopteri; Moronidae. Bases 221 to 652 code for a protein of 143 amino acids. The record is from RefSeq and is a predicted model, not a curated record. Gene Ontology annotation, molecular function: RNA binding.